Molecule: messenger RNA, 483 nt
Organism: Nezara viridula (southern green stink bug)
Lineage: Eukaryota; Metazoa; Arthropoda; Insecta; Hemiptera; Pentatomidae
Source: the annotation of a GenBank genome assembly
AUGGUACUAGGCAGAAUCACUGGAAAGCCAAUUCAUAAGGCCAAAUUUAAGAAGCUAGAACCCUAUAUGUACUCUUUACCACUGAGGGUGGAGUAUUCUGUAGAAGAGCUGCGACAGAUUCUUCGACUCACUGGAUGGCCGAAGAUUCUUCUCCGUGGACUGAACUAUUCGCUCUCUGGAGGUCCUGGCAGGCCAUCUCAUGAAGUUCAGCUCAUUCCCUAUGUUCGGCUCACCUCGGAGAGGGUCCACGGUCAUCUGGGUUCUUCGAGUCCUCAACUUCCUCUGGACCCUUCGCUCCGGCAGUUUUCUCCUUUUCCCGAAUCUUCUUGUCUCCUUCCCGAGUCUAUCUCUCGUGGUUACUUUUAUUCGACCAGUACUCCGCGAUCCGUCGUGUUUGGAAUUCGAAUCGCAUCAUCGCUGCUGAGCAGUUCUCUUGUCACAGUUGUACACGAAGGAGAACAUCGCUCAACUUGUAGGGGUUGA